CUCAGCUUCGCCAUGACUUGCACAGCUCAAGGGGAUUGGCACAGCUUGCACAGCCCCCGGCACAGCGAGCACAGCCACCGGGCCGCAAUGUCCACAUCUACCAGCGCAUGGCCUAUCCGGACUCAACGCCGACAUGAAGCAGUGGCUCGAGAUAUGGCAAGCAUUGGUUCACGACUAUCUGCCAUGGAGCUCGCAAUCGAGAUGAUGAGCACCAACGUGGACAAGAUGAACAACCGGAUGCAGGAGAUCACAGACAGAUUCGACAGGCUCGAGGGCACCAUGAAAACAGAUGUCUUGACCAUCGACAGCGAUUGUAGCUCCAUCGCCCGGGAAGUAGACGAGCACACGAACAACACUAGCAACAUCGACACUUGCAGCAUCGACAAGCGGCUGACACGCAUCGAGUUGUUGCUUUUCCGCACUUCGGUAAGCGACUUCCUGAAGAUAGACAUGGAGCUGGGGCGCAUUCUUCCGAAACUCGUGCCGCUGCCAGAGGUGCCCGAGUUCCCUUCCCUGACAGGCAAGCAGCCCGGAAGCUUGGAGAUGCCCCUGGAGGCAGAGAGAACCUAUGCGUCGGAACCCGAUGAGCACGCUUCCCACUCCGAGUCUAACAAGGAGGGCGAGGACGAAAAGAUGAAGGACCAGAGGAAGGGAGAGAUGAACGAUGAGGUGAAAAUGAACAUGAAGACGGAUAUGGAGAAUGUAACAGAGGCAGAGGGGGACGAUAACGACACCAUUGAGGAGGCCUCCGGCGACGAGAAGAUGAGCUUGGGCAGUGGUGAUGACGAAGUGGACCCGGCUGAAGGUGCACCUGAAUGGUUCAAGCAGUAUGCCGAGAAAACGUUAGCACGCUUGGACAAUAUCAUCGACGAGGCUAAGUGGAAGUACCGCCAGUACAACAGCGAGCCGGGAUCGUGACCACAAAUUUUCGUGUACUACUUCAUCUGAGUUUGUUCCAGUUCGUGGCCGGCGCCCCGGCGCCAUCGCCUAGCCCCGCGUAGGGCCGUCCCCCUGGGACGACAUAGGCGCAGCCUCGCAGCCUCGCAGCUUCGCCAUGACUGUUCCCCCCCCGCUUUCAAUCUUGCUUCCCCCCUCCUGCUUCCGCCGCGCGAUUCCCCCAGGUUCUGUUUGAUCCUCCGUUAAAAGCGCUGCUAGUGGUUGUGCAGCGUCAGCCUGGGCGUGCGCGGCGAUGCCAGUGGCGGCGCGGGCGCUGCCGUCGUUGCCGCCGUUUUUCCCGCCCCUUCGCGUUCCUCGUGCCCCGCCUGCUGCCCGUUCCCCCGCCCUCCGUUGCUUGUUUGGUUCAAGCCAGGUCGUUCUAGGGCCGAGAGCGCGACUGGCGCCGCCAGCGCCGCGCUGAGCCGCUCGACGGGCGCCAGAAG
Molecule: messenger RNA, 1379 nt
Organism: Prorocentrum cordatum
Lineage: Eukaryota; Dinophyceae; Prorocentrales; Prorocentraceae
Source: the annotation of a GenBank genome assembly